This is a messenger RNA of Didymodactylos carnosus, 522 nucleotides long. NCBI's taxonomy places the organism in Eukaryota, Metazoa, Rotifera, Eurotatoria, Philodinida, Philodinidae. The record is from the annotation of a GenBank genome assembly.
AUGCAAUGGAGCCGACGUCAUAUGGCUGAAUUUUUUGGCGGUACGGAGUGGCAAGCUCGUUCAGCUAUGGAUAUUCGCUCAACAUAUGGUCUUCUUGCUAUUGAUCUUCCACUACAAAAUCGUGCGAAAAUUUCUGACGCUACGAUAGCAAAAGUUUUGUUUUUUUAUGAAGACGACACUAUUAGUCGUCAGUCAUCAAAUAAAAAAGAUACUAUCGGUGUCAAACUGCUGAAUGGCGACAAAAUAAGAAAAGCAUGUCGAUUUUUGAUAAUGUCUAUCUCCGAAGCCUAUGAAUUAUUCAAAAAACAAUAUGAAAAUGAUCUGUCUGUGAAAAUUGGACAUUCAAAAUUUUUUUAUUUACGACCUAAACGGGCGAAAUUCUCUAUAUCUCAUAAUGUUUGUGUGUGUUUUUAUCACGCAAAAUAUCAGACUGUUUCUCCAGGUAUUUAUUUUUUCCUUUGAUAUUCGUUAGCUUCCCUUCAUAAAUGUGGUUUUUCUAGUUUCAUCUCACUUUUAAAGGCA